This is a messenger RNA of Priapulus caudatus, 2434 nucleotides long. RefSeq lists its product as uncharacterized. The transcript has 6 exons. The coding region runs from base 92 to 1252 and encodes 386 amino acids. NCBI's taxonomy places the organism in Eukaryota, Metazoa, Priapulida, Priapulimorpha, Priapulimorphida, Priapulidae. The record is from RefSeq and is a predicted model, not a curated record.
CCCUCCAUCUACGCCCGGGGAAAAGUGCAUCCCAUCCAGGCCAUCCUCAUCCUCAAGAUACAUCCAGUGAUCCACGACGAGCAGUAGUAGUAUGAGUUCGACUACGGUUACCAUGACGUCUCCGACGACUGAAUGUGAAGGUGUGAUGAUCCCUGAAAGAAUUCUGGCUAUCCUCCCCAGUGGCAUUACUUACCAUGCAUGCCACGUUGAAAUGGAAUCCAUCAAUGAAAAUGAAGUUCAUUUUCGUACAACUCUGUGGCUGAAUCUGAGCACCAAAGAGGAAUUCGAAGAAUGGAUGCGAAGUUUUCAAGAAACUUCUCACGUGACAUGGCGGGUCAAGAGGACAUUUCCAACAGAUGGAGUAAAAAUAGUGUUUAAGAAAGCCUAUCGCUGCCAGCACAACACACGACCAGAGAAGGCCACCAGAAUUUCAAAACGUCGGGUUCCAUCCAAGCAUACUAGUUGCCAGGCUAACAUGAGGGUGAAGAUCAGAGUGUCAAAAUUUAAAGUACACACAAGCAGCAGAAGCAAAGAUCACCAACAGUAUCAUGCACAAAUAAUCUUGAACAACAAACACAACCAUCCAGUGGAGUGUGCUGAUGCCCUGAAAUACAGAGAUGUCUCAGAGAGCACUAGAGCAACACUCACAGACCUGUUCAAGAGAAAAUAUGGACCAACACAAGCUGUGGAGAUGUUGAAAUAUGAGCUGCAGAUGAAGUAUGGUGAGGACUACCACAUGAAGGCAGCAGAUAGAGCUGUAUGCCCCGACAUCCAGUUUGCACACAGAUUGUAUCGGAAGGUUUUUCAGGAGGAGUACGGGGAGUCUUCUGGAGAAGUUAUGCUCAACAGUCUCCAUGAGAGAAUCGAUCAAUUCAAUGCAGAGGCAGGUACCACAUGCAUGGCAAUGGAUGUCAAUGACAAAGUUUCAGGAUUAAAUGGCAAGUUACCAGAUUAUGAUCUCCUGGAAAAGUUUCAUGGUAUGUGUAGCGAUUUGGCCCUGAAAAUGAACCAGUAUCCUGAUGAUUUCAGGCCUGCAAUGAAUGCCAUGGUUCAAAGUUACAACAAAAUAAAAACCGAUUCCUGCCUCAUUUCGGCUAUGCAUUCAUUUGGCAAAUCUACAAUGGCUUUACGUAAGGGCGGUAUGCGACGUACGAGUCAAAUUGGUGUCCAGCCGACAGCAACGGCUCGGCGUAGACCUCACAUGGGAAGAGGAGGCAGGCACCUACAUUCUGGACGACCUACAGGCUACUAAAUCUUCCCAUGUGGGGUAACAUGCCUAUGCCCAUGCCCAUAAUCGAGAUGCUUCUACUUCGGCAGUACUCCCACUACCACGCUGGAGAAGAAACCCUGCACCACACUACCUCAGCCACGCAGUUUCUCAAAACAAGUCUCUGGAAAGACCCACAGUGCUAAGUAAAAGGUUUUUGUAGGCUCGUCUGAGCCAAAUGCUCAAGGGAGAUGAGUGUGAGCAGUUAAGUUGAAAAUUUCAUUUUCAGAUUUUUGAGAGAAAGAUUCUUUACAGGAAUUUAGAUUUUCAAGAAAUUUUAGAGUACGUAAACCUCUGGAUCAGUCUAUAAGCACUGGUCUUAAGGACGGACAUUUUUUCAUCAAAAGUAAUGAUGGCUUAGCAUAAAACUUGAUAAAGUUUCUGAGCUUUUGCGUGUUAGACUUUGUAGCGUAAAUGUCAUUCUGUAGAAAUUCAAACAAUAAUUGGAACUUUUUACGUCACGGACGGACACUGCAUUAUAUUCAAUGCAUUUAUGUGUAUUGUAUAGGUACUGCAUACAUUUCAGUUAGGUACUAGGUGCAUUGAUAUGUCAUAUAUCAUAGGGUAAAUUUCCUUGUGGUAUCUUUAGGUAUUUAGAAAUUAUUGGGAACAUUAAGCCUGUAUUAACUCAUAUUUUCUCAAAUUAUUAGCUGAUAUAUUUAAAAUAUAUCCCUAUACAAUGAUGUUGGUCCUGUUAUGGUUCAUUAAUAUACAAAGUACACACUCAUGCUUAUACAAUAAGCUAGCAGUAAAGUGUAAUCUGCAGUCAAUUUAAGGGCAGCAUACUGGUAUCAGUUAGAAAGAAAUGUUCUUGGUGCCCAGUAGGGCAAGUGAACCUUAAGUCGGUGCACAGAAAGUAAAGGUUUUUGAUAUGCAUUUUCCUAUUAUUUACAAAAGCUGUAACAGUGACCUGUUCAUGUCAUAUUUUGAGAUAUAGCAAAUAUUGAUUAAUCAUUACAUUGGAUCCUCAGGUGAGGCCAUCAAAUUGGCAACUUUACCAACUACAUGUAUUUUGUGAGGAACGAAUUUGGAUUGGCACUACAUACAGAUUCCCAAAGGCGUGUUUUCAGAUGACUUGUUCGCUCUUGCAUAAGCAUUUUGUCCUCACUCAUGAAAAUUGGUAUAUGAAUAAAUCAUGAUAUAUUUGAUAGCAUUAUUUUUAAAAUA